UUGACAAGUGUUUGUUCUGAACUCUCAAAGUGUCUCUGACAGAGGGCAAAUAUUUAACAUUUGAUAAGUGCCUAUUACCAAAAUACCUGCGUGUGUGUGUGUGUGCGCGCGUACGUAAGAGAAAGAGGAAGAGAGAGAGAGGGAUUAAUUCUAUUUUGGCUUAAAUCUCAAACUUUGGAGCUUCUUAUAGCUAAGCAUCGGAAGCUGACUUGAAGAACAGGAGUUUUAAUAGUAAGUACUCUUUUUUUUUUUACUCAGUAAAAAAAGUAUAUUUAUUUAGUAAAUAAAUGGUAUACUCAUGGACUCUUACACUUUGGCAGUGCUGGGGAAGAAUUACACAUACUCACCCUCCUUUGAUGAUGUCAACUGAGCGAAUGCAGCCCCUGGAGCUCUCAGAAGACAGACUGGACAAGCUAGACCCUCGUUGCAGCCAUUUAGAUGAUCUUUCUGACCAGUUCAUUCAAGAUUGUGAUCUCAAAAAGAAGCCAAGGAAGGGGAAAAAUGUUCAGACCACCUUGAAUGUUGAGUCUGACCAAAAAAAACCAAGGAGAAAAGAUACACCAGCCCUGCACAUCCCUCCUUUUAUACCAGGUGUGCUUUCAGAACAUUUAAUUAGAAGAUACGAGGUCCAAGAGAGACAGCCAAAGAAUAAAAUGAGUCCAGCUCUUCAUAACACUGACCUGGAACAGAAAAAGCCAAGGAGAAAAGACACACCUGCCCUACACAUGCCCCCCUUUGCAGCAGGUGUGAGACUGCUCAGGGACGAGAGACCUAAAGUGAUCAUGGAAGAUGAUGAAAAGGACAGUGACAAGAUAGCUAUUUAAAGCUAUUUCCCCUGAAACCACUUGUAAAUAGGUUAGAUUGGUUCCCUACAGUGACCUAGAAGAAAAAAUAGACUUGUGUCUGCUCUCGUUUUGUUAUAGUCUGCCUUUAAAUCCAGACACUUUUCCCCACGAGACACGCUAUAUCUGAUUGCCAGUUACCUUUGUUUCUCUCUUCUUCCUUAAGUCUGAUUUCUAUUCAGUGCCAUUCCCACCCUGUGAAUUUUCAAUGUGGAUUGUCCUAAAUUAGGAGGUAAUA
Molecule: messenger RNA, 1080 nt
Organism: Loxodonta africana (African savanna elephant)
Lineage: Eukaryota; Metazoa; Chordata; Mammalia; Proboscidea; Elephantidae
Gene: PPP1R17
Product: protein phosphatase 1 regulatory subunit 17
Exons: 4
Coding region: 288-824 (178 amino acids)
Biological process (GO): regulation of phosphatase activity
Molecular function (GO): protein serine/threonine phosphatase inhibitor activity
Source: RefSeq, a predicted model, not a curated record